Messenger RNA from Daldinia vernicosa, 790 nucleotides. Its product is annotated as DASH complex, subunit Dad3. Gene Ontology annotation, biological process: attachment of spindle microtubules to kinetochore. Lineage: Eukaryota; Fungi; Ascomycota; Sordariomycetes; Xylariales; Hypoxylaceae. Gene Ontology annotation, cellular component: DASH complex; mitotic spindle. Bases 167 to 439 code for a protein of 90 amino acids. The transcript is spliced from 2 exons. The record is from RefSeq and is a predicted model, not a curated record.
CGGAGGCUCAAUACAUAUCGCAAUCAAUAUCGCAAGACGGAAAUGGACCCCUCCAUCCCGUUAACAAGACGCGUUUCUUCAACCCAGCGUCCGCAUUUCUGCGUUUUCCAUACCUCCCAAUCCUAAUACGCAUAGGCAAAACACCACCAUCGCAAUUUCCGUCGCGAUGGAAGGCCAGGCACCUAACCCCUUGCUAUUGCCUCCGGAUCUCACACCGCUAGAGCAAGAGGUGCUCGAAGAAUACGAGCGGCUAGCGGAGAACAUGAAGAAGCUCGCAACCGUACUGGACGCUAUGGCCGGACAGCCCACGACCGAGAUCCUCGACGGCCUGCGGGAGCUCGAGCGCAAGACAAGCCUGGUAUUCACGCUGCUCAAGGCGAGCGUCUACAGCAUCGUGCUACAGCAGGAGAUCGACUGGGGCGACCAGGCGCGGGGCUGAGCGGGAAAACUAACGACAGCACGAAAUGACCUGCCGUAUACAUAACAUAUCAAGCCGCUUGGUUAUAGUACCAAUGGACUUAUAUCAAGCACCGCGUCUUCGGGUCUAGGGGCCUAUGUUUCUAAGGAUAUAGGAGCUGGCUUCGAGGAGCCUAUAUAUGCUCAAUACUAGCGGGGAAGUGCAUUGGCAUAUGCUAGUCUAUGACAGCUGUUCCUAGCUGUAGUCUAUGGGACAUUCCGCCAGUGAGAUAUGCGGGAAUGGAGACAUGAUACUGGCAAGAUUCAACUGGGAUUCGAGCUAGACGGAAUCAUAUGUAGACGGAAUUAUAUGUAUUGACCCAUCACAAAGAUA